Ochotona curzoniae (black-lipped pika) is the source of this 3198-nucleotide messenger RNA. RefSeq names its product ZFP36 ring finger protein like 2 (gene ZFP36L2). The transcript has 2 exons. The record is from RefSeq and is a predicted model, not a curated record. Bases 313 to 1839 code for a protein of 508 amino acids. Lineage: Eukaryota; Metazoa; Chordata; Mammalia; Lagomorpha; Ochotonidae. Gene Ontology annotation, molecular function: metal ion binding; mRNA binding.
GAGCUGCCGUCGGCUGGGCGCGGGGGGCGGGGCGGGCCGGCACCCCGGGGCGCGGCGCGGCGGAGCGCGCCCGGCUUCUCUCUCCCUCUCUCUCUCUCCUCUUCCGCCGCACUCGGCAGUCCCAGGGCGGCCCCCGCUCCGCUGCUCCACGCCGCUCUCUCCUCUCUCGGCCCCGCAGCAGCCAAACAAACUUUUCGGUCCCUGCCCGCUCCUCGCCCCGUUAUUCGUCGUGGCUCGAGGCCGGCCGCGCCGCCCCGAGGGCUCCUCCCGACCUCCCCGCCUGCACCUCCGAGCUUUCGCGGACCCAGAAACAUGUCGACCACACUUCUGUCCGCCUUCUACGAUAUCGACUUCUUGUGCAAGACGGAGAAAUCCCUGGCGAACCUCAGUCUGAACAGUAUGCUGGACAAGAAGGCGGUGGGGACGCCCGUGGCUGCCGCCGCCCCCGCCCCCAGCUCGGGCUUCGCGCCCGGCUUCCUCCGACGGCACUCGGCCAGCAACCUGCACGCACUCGCCCACCCCGCGCCCAGCCCCGGCAGCUGCUCGCCCAAGUUCCCGGGCGCCGCUAACGGCAGCAGCUGCGGCAGCGCGGCGGCGGGGGGCGGCCCGGCCUCCUAUGGCGGCCUCAAGGAGCCGUCGGGGGGCGGCGGCGCAGGCACGGCCCUGCUCAACAAGGAGAACAAAUUCCGGGACCGCUCGUUCAGCGAGAACGGCGAGCGCAGCCAGCACCUCCUCCACCUGCAGCAGCAACAGCAGCAGCAGCAACAGCAGAAGGGGGGCGGCGGCUCCCAGAUCAACUCGACCCGCUACAAGACCGAGCUGUGCCGGCCCUUCGAGGAGAGCGGCACGUGCAAGUACGGCGAGAAGUGCCAGUUCGCGCACGGUUUCCACGAGCUGCGCAGCCUGACGCGGCACCCCAAGUACAAGACGGAGCUGUGCCGCACCUUCCACACCAUCGGCUUCUGCCCCUACGGGCCGCGCUGCCACUUCAUCCACAACGCAGACGAGCGGCGACCCGCGCCGUCGGGGGGCGGUGCCUCCGGGGACCUGCGCGCCUUCAGCGGGCGCGAUGCGCUGCACCUGGGCUUCCCGCGCGAGCCGCGGCCCAAGCUGCACCACAGCCUCAGCUUCUCGGGCUUCCCGUCCGGCCACCACCAGCCUCCGGGCGGCCUCGAGGCCCCGCUGCUGCUCGACAGCCCCACGUCGCGCACGCCGCCACCGCCCUCCUGCUCCUCGGCCUCGUCCUGCUCCUCCUCCUCCGCCUCCUCCUCCUCGUGCUCUUCGGCCUCGGCGGCCUCCACGCCCUCGGGCGCCCCGACGUGCUGUGCCUCGGCGGCGGCGGCGGCCGCAGCGGCAGCCGCGCUGCUCUACGGCACGGGGGGCGCCGAGGACCUGCUGGCCUCCGGCGGCGGCCCCUGCGCCUCCUGCUCGGCGGCCUCGUGCGCCAACAACGCCUUCGCCUUCGGCCCGGAGCUGAGCAGCCUCAUCACGCCGCUCGCCAUCCAGACGCACAACUUCGCCGCCGUGGCGGCCGCCGCCUACUACCGCAGCCAGCAGCAGCAGCAGCAGCAGCAGGGCCUGGCGCAGCCCCCGGCGCCGCCCAGCGCGCCCCUCCCCGCCGCGCCGCCCUCGCCGCCCUUCGCCUUCCAGCUGCCGCGCCGCCUGUCCGAGUCGCCCGUGUUCGACGCGCCCCCCAGCCCCCCGGACUCGCUGUCGGACCGCGACAGCUACCUGAGCGGCUCGCUGAGCUCCGGCAGCCUCAGCGGCUCCGAGUCGCCCAGCCUCGACCCUGGCCGCCGCCUGCCCAUCUUCAGCCGCCUCUCCAUCUCCGACGACUGAGGCAAGAGGGCGCCAGUGAGGAGGAAGGGAAGGGGAGGCCGCUCUGGGGGUGCUAGUUGCAGGGCGCGCCCCCCUCCUCAGUCCCCUGCCAGCAGCACCGCCACCACCCCGCUGGAGUUCCCGAGGGGUGGGGGGGGACUUAGGGGGGCGGACAGAGGCCUUGGCCCCACCGAGCACUUGGGACUCGAACUCCCCGUGCGAGGGAGGAGGGGGCUUGCACCUCCUCCCCCCGCCCCUUUUCGGUUUCCUCUCUUUUUGUUUGUUUUAUUAUUAUUAUUAUUUUUAUUAUUAUUACAAAGUUUCACGUCUUGUUGAGCAACGGAAAAGCCAACGAACUUUUUUGUAUGGAUGAACAAGAAACUCGCAACAGGGCAGUUGUGAUGCGAAUAGAACAAAAAAAAAAAAGAAAAACCUUGAAACUGUUUUAGGUCUCUGAGUUUGGGGCUCCAGGAAAAAAAUAACAGCCCAACACCAGCAGCUGCCAGCCACCAUUCCAUGUCUUCACUUGAAAUACCUUCCUUCCAGUCCAGAUGUGGCCUGCCUCCCUCGAAGGCCCCAACUGUGAGACCAGCCAGCCACCACCUUUACUAACCAAUAAGCUUUUAGAAACCCACACUCUGCCAAGAAUAUGCCUUGAUGGGAACCCGUACUUAACCCCAUGGGGUUUUCUUUUUUUUUUAAGCAUAGUUAGGUAUUUGGGGAAAGAAAAAACCUUGCAUUCCAAAGUUUCCUACUGGUUUGGGGUUCCUUGCCAUCACUCUGGCUGUUUAGUUUAGACCCAUUUUUGUCUGCUCUCUCUGGAAGUCUUGGCCAGAGCUUUGUAAUUGUUGGGGAAUAACUGCUGAAUUUUUAGCUGUUUUGAGUUGAUUCGCACCACAACUCAUGAAAACUAUUUAACUUAUUUAUUAUCUUGUGAAAAGUAUACAUUGAUAAUUUUGUUCAUACUGUAUUUAUCAAGUAUGAUGAGAAGCAAUAGAUAUAUAUUCUUUUAUUAUGUUAAAUUAUGAUUGCCAUUAUUAAUCGGCAAAACGUGGAGUGUAUGUUCUUUUCACAGUAAUAUAUGCCUUUUGUAACUUCACUUGGUUAUUUUAUUGUAAAUGAGUAAAACAAAUCUUAAUUUAAGAGAUUGUAUGUUAAUAUUUAUUUCAUUAAUUUCUUUCCUUGUUUACGUAAAUUUUGAAAGAUUGCAUGAUUUCUUGACGGAAAUCUACCUUGAUGCUGUGGAAGUAGUUGUGAGGAAUAUCCUAUGAGUUUUCUUAGAAUGUAUAAUGGUUGCAGCCCAUCCAGGUGUAAAGAAAAAGAUGACCACACUGCUGCAAGCAGGCUCCAGUGUGGCAUGCUUUUCUAAUUCCAACUUUA